AUGGAGCCCCGACCAGACCACCGUUUCGAUCCUUCCAGUCCGGAGGCCGCGAACUUACCGCCUCUGCCUGACGGUGUCAUGGACAGCGUUGACUGGAACGAUCCCGAAAGCGUCCUCGGGACUCUGAUGGGUGGUGGGUCUGGCACGAAUCUACCCAUUCCCAAGAAGGCUUCUCCCGAAGAAGUACGGUGGGAAUCUACGAGUCGAUCACAUGCUAUUUUCCAGUCUUUCGAUACUUUGCACGAUAUCCUUCAACGCCACGAAGCAACCAUUCAAAACCGGUGGACAAAGAGGACUAAGCAACAGAGGCUUAAGAUACUCCUGAAUGCAUGGCCAGGCCUUCCCGCUUCCCAUCGCCCUGACUUUGAAGCAUUCCGAAUAGAAUCACCACAACAGCGACAGGCUGGCACACGCUACAGGGGCGCCUUCAUGUGGCCCUACCUAAACCAGGAAGACCUCUCUAGACCAAGAACCCUCUUGUUGCUCCUUAAUGCUAGGGGCAGAAAUCACCCAAGUUGUUUCGCCGCUGCGGACAUUGAAGCAAUGCAUCUUGGCCGCGUCACUCAGGGAAUUGUCCCCAUUUUUUUGAAUACAUACACUGUUAUUUUGAAUGGGAUUUCAGAUCGCAGAAAGGACCACGAGUACGGCAAGCUGGUAUCAUGGGAAGAUGAUCUCGAUGCGUUCGACUGGAUGCAUACCAGGCGCCAGUUCAUCCCUGGCGAAGCCCUGCUUAUCCUUGAAGCUCAGGAACGCCUGAUGACUUUUCUUGUCGACUGUUGCAUGCAGAUCCUACACGACAUCCCCGUCGGCUUGCUUACCAGCGACUCUUAUCCAAUUCAGCCAGAACCACCAUCGAAAUCAGAGAACAAUGUGACGGGGCAUGCUUCACUGGCAGUCAUGGCGGCAGAAGCGCCUUAUCGCCUACCAUCAAAACUAGACCUCUCGAGGGUUUCGUCACUCCUCUCCGCCAUAACCAUUGCCAAAGAGGAUCAUCUGUGGUCCUUGCGAGAAGACCCUGGUUAUUUUCAACAAUGCCUGCUCGACCGCAGCGAGCAUCGUCUAGAAAUGGUUGCCGAUGCACAAGGGAAAAGGAACCCGAUCCUUCAUCCCCGUCACGAAGAUAUGUUUUGGAGUCGCGUCAUUGUCAGUGCUGUCAGUGACUGUUACAUCGAGCUUGAAAUAUUCGCCGCACUUUCGCGACAAGCGCAGCAUCUGCGUGAGUUGCAGUUGAAGUACGAGAGCCAAAUCACUCCCGAGGAUGAUCUUCCUGUGGAGUAUCUUGAUGCUAUGCUCGUGUUUCGAUAUUUUCUUACUCAAGCCGCAAAAGAACCAAUUGAUUCCCUCAAGUCAGAGGUCGCAGGAUCGCCGGCUUUUCGCACGUUGUUUUUUCGCCUUUCUCCAGACAAUUCCAACUCGUCCACCGCCGAGAUUCAGCUCAAAGGGGUCAAAAUAGGACCUGUUGAGGAACAACUGUUGUGGCUUUUCAGGAUCUUGUGGGAGGACGACCAGCAACUAUUCCUCCUUCAGAUGCCUCUGGUUGUUGACGAAUUGCAGAGACUGUUGGAUUCGGAGCCAAGGGCGAGAGAAAUGGUAACAGGACGCAUCAGUGAUAUUAUCGGAGAUCUAGCGAUCAUCUGUGAAUGUUUACGGCAGUUAGACACCUAUCUACCAUGGGCUCUUACAUUUGAGAAUCAAAUGGUCGGAAAGGAGAAGAACAUUCAAAAGCGUUAUCAGUUGACCUUGAACCCAACAAGUCGGAUGCUUGCUGGUUUCAAGGAGCGCAACGAAAAUGUGACGGCACAGUUGGGUAAGCCAGUUGGAAACAGGUUUGACUACCCAGUCUGGAGGCGUCGAAAUAAGGAAAACAUAGAGAUCAUGCGACGGUCCGAGGCCAACCUGGACGCCUUCUGGUCCUACGUCGACAAAAAGAUGGGGGGGAGGGCAACCGAUGUAACAAAGACGGCAGUAAUGAACCUCCUGACCUCCCGUACCUUGCAGCGGACGCCCGAGUGGACUGAUCCAAAGGCGUUGAACAAGCAAUCACCAAAGAACGAUAUUGAGUCCAUCACCAAACCUUUGUCGGAGGUUUACUUCGAGCUGGAAUCACGCACCUCACAGACGUUAUCUAGUACUGCGAGACGGGUACCAAAAGAAAAGAUUAAGACCCGCGGAGUUCCCUCGACCAGCACAGCGGACCAUCUCGCUGAGCCUCAAGCAAACCCAUUCGAUCCUCAACCUACCUUUGCCGUUGACAGUCGCGCUUUCAAGGUAUUCCGAACUCUGUUCUUCGUGCCUUCCGUGUCCGCCACGCCUGGUGAAGUGGGUUGGAACGACUUUGUACACGCAAUGACCUCCACAGGCUUCGCUGCAGAAAAACUCUACGGCUCAGUGUGGCACUUCACACCGACGAAGCUAGACGUUGAGCGCAGUAUUCAAUUCCAUGAGCCUCAUCCAUCUGGGAAGAUACCCUUUCGAGUUGCACGGAGACAUGGGAGAAGACUGUACAGAGCGUACGGGUGGCAUGGAAGUAUGUUUGUAUUGCAGGAAAAGACAACGGCAGUGCAUACCCCAAACGCAACAACAGCGAACUGA
Messenger RNA from Cladophialophora bantiana CBS 173.52, 2592 nucleotides. RefSeq lists its product as uncharacterized. The coding region runs from base 1 to 2592 and encodes 863 amino acids. The transcript has a single exon. The record is from RefSeq and is a predicted model, not a curated record. NCBI's taxonomy places the organism in Eukaryota, Fungi, Ascomycota, Eurotiomycetes, Chaetothyriales, Herpotrichiellaceae.